Messenger RNA from Dermacentor silvarum, 1188 nucleotides. RefSeq lists its product as uncharacterized. The record is from RefSeq and is a predicted model, not a curated record. Gene Ontology annotation, molecular function: catalytic activity. The coding region runs from base 1 to 1188 and encodes 395 amino acids. NCBI's taxonomy places the organism in Eukaryota, Metazoa, Arthropoda, Arachnida, Ixodida, Ixodidae. The transcript has a single exon.
AUGCCCGAAAUCGAACAUGUCAUGGUAGAGCUUCUCCCUGGCAACGCAUCCCGACAAAGCGUGUACAUACUCAAUGUAUACAGCAGCCCCAGUCACCACAAGCAACGGUUCAAACGCCUGUUCCAUAAAGCCAUUCGCCUCGCCGGCUCCAACCCGAUAGUGAUCGCGGGCGACUUUAACGCCGCGCAUCGCACCUGGGGCUACGCGUACGACACCCCCAAGGGUACCGAGCUUUGGCAGAACGCGAACGACAUGAAUCUUACCCUCAUUACGGACAAGGCUUUCCCCACCCGCACUGGCACGUCCACGCAAAGAGACACCACCCCGGAUCUCUGCUUCGUCAAGAAUAUCGCCGACGCCCGUUGGUCCAACCUCGCGGUAGAUCUCGGUAGCGACCAUUUCUUAUUGGCCGUACACUUCCCCACAGUCAGCAGGAAGACCAAGACGUACACGUGGGUAGACUGGGACCUCUUCCGUAAGACUCGCGCAGAACGACCCCCUCCCUACGCCACGCCAAGUCUCGAGACGUGGACGGAUCAGCUUAAGGUCGACGUCGGCAAGGCCACCAAAACCAUCUGUACAGACCUGCCCACCGAGAGGAUGGACAGUCGCCUAGCCCACCUGCUCGAGGCCAAACAAUCCCUACUGGCCCGAUGGAAGGGCCAGCGCCUCAGUCGGAGGUUACGCAAACGCAUAUCCGAGCUGAACAAGAGCAUAGCGGAUCACUGCAGCACCCUUUCCAAACAGCAGUGGGAUGAAGUCUGUAACUCGAUUGACGGGCAGGUCCGUAAUGGCAAAACAUGGAACCUACUCAAACACCUGCUCGACGACACCAACACCAACACCCGCACCAAUCAGCGCCAUUCUCUCGCGAAGAUACUCCAUCAGGCCAAAGGGACCGCACCACCCGAAGACGUCGCCAAGAGCCUCGUGCAGAAAUAUCUACCGCUUCCCGCGGACCCGUCGAUUCCUCACUCCGAAUACACUGGUACCGACAACACCCACUUAGACGCCGACUUUUCCGUCGAAGACGUGCGCCGAGCUCUCCACGAACUCAAUGGCCGCUCCACCCCUGGCCCCGAUGGCAUCCCCAACAAGCUCCUACGCAACUUGGAUGAGCCCUCCGUCAAUUACCUCACCGAUACUAUCAACAAAACGUGGAAGAAGGGCGAGCUACCCAACGCCUGA